GCAGCCAGCAGCAAAUCAGUUCUGUCAACAGGACUUAUAUAUAUGCAUCGCCAAAGACCUACUUCACCUCUCAGAAUACACUACUCACAACAUCAUAACCAUCAAUAAGUAUUCACCAGCGACUCUCUGGUUUAUUUUGUGCUGACCAAACGAAAUCAAGCUACCCUAAAGCUCAGACUUUACCAUGACCGAAACCGUCCUUGUCUUUGGUGCCACAGGCAACAUUGGCGUAGCAGUCAUUAUCGGUGCUCUGCGCGCUAAGCGCCAUGUCAUCGCCGUUGUGCGCAGUCAAGCCAGUGCCGAGAAGAUGUUCAAGUACGUCGGCAGUCGCGACAACAUCACCGUGGUUGAAGCCGAUCCUACUUCUGAGGACUCUCUCCGAGGAGUUGUCGACCAAGUUCGGGCUGGCAAACUCCCUGCCUUUCAGCAUGUUUGGGCCUCGCCUGGUGGACUCUACUGGGAGACUCCAAUUUUGGAGAUUGACCCAGCGGCUCUUCGCGAGGUUCUCAAUGUCAACUUCGAGUCGUACUUCUAUGCUUAUCGCGUGACAGUACCAUACUUGCUUGAGCAAGGGUUUGCUGGCAGCACUUGGACCUUAUGUACAGGUGCUCAAGGCGACUAUGGUUUCCGCGCUGCUCCCGCAGUGACGCAAGGUGCGCUUUUCAGCUUCGCCAUUGCUGCGUCUCGGGAGAAUGAAAAGACAAACAUCCGCUUUAACGAGGUCUACCUCGCUUACCGGGUUCAAUUCGAAGUCGACGAGGAAACCAGAAAGGCUUGGGCUGGAGCUCACGUGACCACUUGCGACGAGUUUGCUCCGUUGUACCAGCAGCUUCUGGAUAGAGAGGAUAUCACGGGCAGCAGAGUCAAGGCUAUCACUCCGAAGGAUGUUCUCCAACUCUCUGUCGAAAAGAGAUACAAGGCCUGAUCAUAUGCCCGAGAAUCUCAAAUUUCCACAUUCAGGGAAACCGAGGACUAAGCUUUGCAGAUGACGCAUGAUAUUGGAGUUCGAUGAUGUAUUGGAACGCCGCCUAAAUCGUGAUGUAUGCGAAGCAUUUCUUGUGGCUCUCGUGUGAAAGGUACAAGAUCAAAUGCUCCAGACAAAAUGAUUGGCAAAUUGUUGGCUAUUGCUGUGAUUCCAUUAACUAGCUAUAUACUCUCCGAGACCGGGCUGGAUCCGAUAUUUCGGUUUCGUAUCUGGCACACAAGCUCACGAUAACCAGAGCCUUAAAGAGUUUACAAGACUUGAGUUAUCGGUGCCCCGCUAUGUG
Colletotrichum acutatum is the source of this 1268-nucleotide messenger RNA. RefSeq lists its product as uncharacterized. The transcript has 5 exons. Bases 185 to 925 code for a protein of 246 amino acids. NCBI's taxonomy places the organism in Eukaryota, Fungi, Ascomycota, Sordariomycetes, Glomerellales, Glomerellaceae. The record is from RefSeq and is a predicted model, not a curated record.